This is a messenger RNA of Esox lucius (northern pike), 2582 nucleotides long. RefSeq names its product serine palmitoyltransferase, long chain base subunit 2a (gene sptlc2a). The record is from RefSeq and is a predicted model, not a curated record. Gene Ontology annotation, molecular function: serine C-palmitoyltransferase activity; pyridoxal phosphate binding. Gene Ontology annotation, cellular component: serine palmitoyltransferase complex. Bases 158 to 1867 code for a protein of 569 amino acids. The transcript is spliced from 12 exons. Gene Ontology annotation, biological process: sphingosine biosynthetic process; ceramide biosynthetic process. NCBI's taxonomy places the organism in Eukaryota, Metazoa, Chordata, Actinopteri, Esociformes, Esocidae.
UGGUGCUGUAGGCAGAAUACUAGUGGAAUUUUGGUGAUUUGCAAGAGCUUUACAUACAGCAACAGACGCGAAACCAAAUCAUAACCCGGUUCCCAUUUCUAUGCUAGCCAGCUAGCUACAUGCAAGUUACUGUACUUAGGGUCCACAAUUGGCAAGGAUGACCGAAAGCUCCGCUAACAAGCCCGCUAAUGGAGAAGUUUGUCACCGACCGAAGAACGGAAUUAAACCAGGCAGAAACGGCUUCGUAAAAAACCAUCACCAUUACCAUCAUCAGCAGCCAAAGCACUGCUAUCCCGAGGACAAGGCACAGCACACAUCAUACAAUGGCGGCCUGGGACUGUAUAACCGUCCCUUCAAUGAGUCGUUUGAGGAGACUCCCUUGCUGGUGGCUGUCCUCACUUACAUGGGCUACGGCAUCCUGACCAUCUUUGGAUACCUCCGAGACUUUCUCCGGGACUGGAAGAUUGAGAGGUGUCACAUUGCUCGCGAGAGGGAGGAACAGAGGGACUUUGUCCCACUUUACCAGGACUUUGAGAACUUCUACACCAGGAACCUAUACAUGCGGAUCCGGGACAGUUGGAACCGACCCAUCUGCAGUGUCCCAGGAGCCAAGGUAGACCUGGUGGAACGUGUGUCUCACGACUACAACUGGACCUUUGACUACACAGGCAGAGUGGUUGGAGGUGUAAUCAACAUGGGUUCUUACAACUACCUAGGCUUUGCUGAGAACACAGGCUACUGUGCUGAAGCAGCUGCUGAAGUCACCAUGAAGUACGGGGUUGGAGUGGCCAGCACAAGGCAGGAAAUGGGUAACUUAGACCGACAUGAGGAGAUGGAGGCACUGGUUGCUAAGUUUCUGGGCGUGGAGUCAGCCAUAGCUUUUGGGAUGGGCUUUGCUACCAACUCCAUGAACAUCCCUGCCCUCAGUGGCAAGGGCUGUCUGAUUCUGAGUGAUGAGCUGAACCACGCCUCACUUGUCCUUGGAGCUCGGCUAUCUGGGUCCACCAUCCGCGUGUUCAAACACAACAAUAUGCAGAGCCUAGAGAAGAUGUUGCGAGAUGCCAUUGUCCACGGCCAGCCCCGAACACACCGGCCAUGGAAGAAGAUUCUGAUUUUGGUAGAGGGGAUAUACAGUAUGGAAGGCAGUAUAGUGCGUCUGCCUGAAGUCAUAGCUCUGAAGAAGCGCUUUGGUGCCUACCUUUAUCUGGACGAGGCCCACAGUAUCGGGGCCCUGGGGCCAGCAGGCAGGGGGGUGGUGGACUACUUCGGUCUGGACCCCCGAGACGUGGACGUCAUGAUGGGGACCUUCACCAAAAGCUUUGGCGCUGCAGGGGGCUACAUCGGUGGCAGGAGGGAGUUGAUAGACUACUUACGUGUCCACUCUCACAGCGCGGUUUACGCUACAUCCAUGUCACCACCCGUCGUGGAGCAGAUCAUCACUUCUAUGAAGUGCAUUAUGGGGGAAGACGGGACGACGCUAGGUCGUGAGCGUGUGAAGCGGUUGGCAGAGAACACAGUUUAUUUCAGACGAAAAAUGACAGAGAUGGGCUUCAUCAUUUAUGGCAACAGUGACUCGCCUGUAGUUCCUAUGAUGCUCUACCUGCCCGCCAAGAUAGGGGCGUUUGGUCGGGAGAUGCUGAAGAGGAACAUCGGGGUAGUGGUGGUGGGCUUUCCGGCAACACCCAUCAUAGAGUCCCGAGCACGAUUCUGUAUCUCUGCGGCUCACACCAAAGACAUGCUUGACACGGCACUGUGUGUAAUCAGUGAAGUGGGAGACCUUCUGCAGGUCAAGUACUCAAGGCACAGGAGAUUGCCCUCUCUGGACCGAGCCUUCGACCACAGCAUUUACGAUGAGAUCCAAGACUGAAAUCAACCCUCCUGGGCCAGACCGGACCAAACUGGAUCUCGGACCCCACUUGGCCUGGCACACUUCCAGAACCAAAUGUGCACAGCCCUUAUCCGGCCUUUGACGACACUGACCCACUUGAUUCUCCUAACACAAUGUUGUUACCUUCACAAGCCUUAUUUUACCUGGAAACGCACUGCGUCAUGGCAGAUCUUUUUUUUUUUAAACACACAACACAAUUUCAUUCCUAUAUUUUGUCUUCAUUAUGGAAAUGUUGGGUCUGUUCCCUGAUUGGUUGGGGCUUCCAUAGUAAAACAUACGUAGGCUAAUGGGGAGUUUAGCCAAAUGUGUCGUAGCUACUUACUACCAAGUCGGUGUGAGGACAUAGCAUGACAUACGGCAAAUGUAAUAAGCACACACAAGUGGUCCUCACUCCGUCUUGGUAGUAAGUAGCUACGAAAUAUUUAGCUAAACUCCCCAUUUUACUUUGGAUGUUCGAUUCCAUGUAUCUUGAUAACUGUUGUCGAGUAGAGUGGAAUAAUUUUGGCCUUCACUAGGUUUCAUUGCCACAACGUUUUAUGUCUACUCUAAAUCUAACUUCAUCCUUUACCCCUAACUAAGCUUAUUCUUCAUCUUAAAGACCAAUAAGUGUAAAACUAAUCAAAAAAAUUCACUGCUGUUCAAAGGUUUGGUGUCACAUAGAAAUGUCCUUGUUUUUUUUAAUGAAAAGCAAAUG